Messenger RNA from Cutaneotrichosporon oleaginosum, 812 nucleotides. Lineage: Eukaryota; Fungi; Basidiomycota; Tremellomycetes; Trichosporonales; Trichosporonaceae. The record is from RefSeq and is a predicted model, not a curated record.
GCGUCACUGGCCUUGUCGCGUGGUGCCCUUCCUGCCUUCCUCUCCCCCUCCCCUCGAUCUCGCACCAACACCCCACUCAUCUCUUUCUCUUCAUCUCAAUCCUCAUCAUCUUCAUUUCCAUCUUCAUCUUCAUCCCAGGCGCUCUGACCUCCCUUAUUUCUGUGUAGGCCCGCCCAUUUCUCGACCACCACCGACCCAUCCGACCAUCCACCCCCCAUCACUAGUCCACAAUGGGCAAGAGCCAGUCCAAGUUGAGCGCCGACGAGCUUGCCGACCUCCAGAAGAACACUUACUUCGACAAGAAGGAACUGCAGCAAUGGUACAAGGGCUUCCUCAAGGACUGCCCCAGCGGCCAGCUGAACAAGGAGGAGUUCAAGAAGAUCUACCGCCAGUUCUUCCCCUUCGGAGACCCGUCGCAGUUCGCAGACUACGUCUUCAACGUAUUUGACGAGGACAAGUCCGGGACCAUUGAGUUCAAGGAGUUCAUUUGUGCGCUUUCCGUCACUUCGCGCGGCCGACUGGACGAGAAGCUCAAGUGGGCAUUCCAAUUGUACGACAUCAACGGUGAUGGGUACAUCACAUACGACGAGAUGUUGCAGAUUGUCCGUUCCAUCUACAAGAUGACGGGCCAGAUGGUCCGCUUGCCCGAGGACGAGGACACGCCUGAGAAGCGCGUGGACAAGAUUUUCCGCAACAUGGACUUGAACAAGGACCACCAGCUCACAUACGAAGAGUUCAAGGAGGGUUCGAAGCAGGACCCGACGAUUGUCCAGGCGCUCUCGCUGUACGAUGGCCUGGUGUAGUGUUAGGGU